CAUCGCUGCCCGCGGCUCGUCACACUGAGGAUGGAAAGGAGGAUGAACUUGACCAGCGCCGCAGACAUUUUCCACAAAACUCUCAGCGCGGUGUCCACGAAAAAAAUGGACGCGUUUAGGUCCGGCAUUGAGUUGCAAGCAAGAGACCGCCAGUCGCCGAUCAGCUGCUUCGACCAGAGUGACCCGGACCCCAUCCAGCCUGGAGGACUGGCAGGCGUGAGAGGGGCUCCGCUCGGGCUGCCCACCGGAUCUUUGUGCGUCAAGUUCGGAGAGAGCGCCAACAGGACGUCCGCGGCGGAGAGCAGCGGCGGGGAGCAGAGCCCGGACGAUGACAGCGACGGUCGCUGUGACAUGGUCCUCCUGACCGACUCCAGGAACGGGGCCACAGGGAAAGCAGAGGGAGGUAAGAAAACCAAAGAGCAGAAAAUGCUGCGAUUAAACAUCAACGCGAGGGAGAGACGGAGGAUGCACGACCUGAACGACGCGCUGGACGAGCUCAGAGGGGUCAUCCCGUACGCGCACAGCCCGUCCGUGCGCAAACUCUCCAAAAUCGCCACUUUGCUGCUCGCCAAAAACUACAUCCUCAUGCAGGCGCAGGCGCUGGAGGAGAUGCGGAGGCUGGUGGCCUAUCUGAACCAGGGCCAGGCAAUAUCCGCCGCCUCCAUACCCGCCACCACCGCGCUCGCUGCUCCCGGACUGGGCGCUUACGAGCAGCCGCCCGGAUACCCCCCCUUCCCCACGGGGGUCGGUGCCUCCACUUGCCCCGACAAAUGUGCUCUUUUCAACAACUCCAGCCUCUGCAAACAGUGUACUGACAAGCCUUAACCCGGACUCUGAUGUACAGACACUUUAGAAAACAAAUCGUCCAAGUCAGUAGACUAGAGACACCGACGAAUACUUUUAUAAUAUUUAAAAGACGCAUUCGAACUUUUUUUUGUUAAAACAAUACUUGAUUGUGUAUAUAAAUCAUCCUUGAAGUGCUGGUGUGAACGGCCGAACACGAACUGGGCCUGCAAGAGAAGGACUCACUCUUCAGGACUCCGUGAUCUCUGUGACCUGACAACUCGGGACUUUUCCACUUUCAACCAUCAAAACUCGCUCACUGCUGCUUUCCCGUUCAUCUGCUGGUUUUUAUCACGACCCAGUUGACGGACUCUCGAUGGUUUCGGGCCUGUUUGUCCUGACUGCUUUUGUUGUGGAAUGUCACAAAGGGGAACUUUAAAGGUUGACGCGAUAUUUAUGUGUGAAUAGUUGCGCACUACUAUCGUUAUUCUCUUUUCUCAUACUGUGAUUAAAAUAAAAUCUCAGACGACUUUAGAAAACACGAGCCACGUUUUGAAUCCAGUGUCUUUUGUAAUCAGUAUUUCUUUUUGCUUGCAUUGCACCUUUGUCUUUAAUUUAUCUGAAUUGUCAGUGUAGAUACUUGAGUCAUAAUAAGAGGAACGUUUGUAUGUACUGAAGUGUUGGAAAGAUUUAUUAAAAAUAUUUUGAACUACUUCUGAUUAAAAAAUCGCAAAGGCUUUAAACAUCAAGAAACAUUUCAUUUAUAAAUUAAACAUUUCGUUGUCAGUGCAAUUACAAAAUAAAUUUCACAAUUUAUACGGAAAUUGCUGAUCAUGCUUUUCUUCUUGUUGGGAACUAGAAUUCAACGUCAAGAUAAUUCCGACGUGAAAGCAGCAGUUUGACUUGUAAACAGCAGCGUCUGACUGUUCUACCUGACACCCAAUAAUGAAACGCAUCAUUAAAGCAAUUAAAGCUGC
Molecule: messenger RNA, 1760 nt
Organism: Synchiropus splendidus (mandarinfish)
Lineage: Eukaryota; Metazoa; Chordata; Actinopteri; Syngnathiformes; Callionymidae
Gene: bhlhe22
Product: basic helix-loop-helix family, member e22
Exons: 1
Coding region: 31-825 (264 amino acids)
Molecular function (GO): protein dimerization activity
Source: RefSeq, a predicted model, not a curated record